UCCUGUUCGUCGGUGGCAGCAUUCACCCCUCAUACACUUCGUGCCGCAGGAGUGGGCAGGUUUGUUCUCCGCCUCCUUGCACGUUUCUCUGACCAGACCACACCGGCCUCUCAUCUAGCAUUUGCUGAAGCUGCAACACUCACACCGUAGCCCUCGGAGAGCAGCGAUGUUUUCCUGCAGAGCAGCCUGGCAGAGGUGUGGGCCUCUGGCUCGGAGAGCAGCCUUCAAGCUGCCUCAGGAUGUUGUGCAGCGGCGGGCGAUGUCGUCGGUCCCUGGCGGGUCUGGGGAGAACAUAGUGUACGCCAUCCUGUGUGGUGGAGCUCUGGUUGGAUCUUUGUCGUAUGCGUACAUCACCGUGUCCACAGAUCACGCUCGCUUUAAUGAUCGCAUCGCACAAAUUAAUGCCAGACCCAAGACGGACUGGACACCCAAACCCUGGCCACCCAAAAGUAAGGAUGAAGAAGAGGGUGGUGAGGAGGAGGCCGGUGAGGAGGUGGAGGUCGCGGUGGAGGAGGCAGCUGGCGGGGAGGCAGAGACCGUAGUAGAAGAAGCUGCUGAAGUGGUCGCUGAGGUUGCAGAAGUGGUCGCUGAGGCUGCUGAGGCUGUUGCCGAGGCGGCGCAGGAGGUGGAGGCGGUCGCAGAAGAAGUGGCUCAUGUGGCCGAAGCCGUGGAAGAAGCUGCACAGGCCGUCACAGAGCCAGCCGCGGUCGAAGUCCAGGAGUCCGAAAGCAAUGUGCCGCUGGCUGCUGCCUCUACAUUUGAGGUACUGAAGAUGCCUGAAGUUCAGGAUGAGUUGGCACCCACUGUUGAAGACCUCCGAGAAGAGCCCCCCGCACCGACAGAGGCAAAACCUGUCAAAGACGUUCCUGUUCCUGCUGAAGAAACUCCUGUUACUGAGGAGACUGGUACACCAGUGGAAGUUUCUGAGGAGGCCCCUGCACCAGUAGAGGUUGCGCCAGUUGCUGAGGAGGCCCCUGCACCAGUAGAGGUUGCACCAGUUGCUGAGGAGGCCCCUGCACCAGUAGAGGUUGCACCAGCUGCUGAGGAGGCCCCUGCACCAGUAAAGCUUGCGCCAGCUGCUGAGGAGGCCCCUGCACCAGUAGAGCUUGCGCCAGCUGCUGAGGAGGCCCCUGCACCAGUAGAGGUUGCACCAGUUGUUGAAGAGGCCCCUGCACCAGUAGAGGUUGCACCAGUUGCUGAGGAGGCCCCUGCACCAGUAGAAGUUGCACCAGUUGUUGAAGAGGCCCCUGCACCAGUAGAAGUUGCACCAGUUGUUGAGGAGGCCCCUGCACCAGUAGAAGUUGCACCAGUUGUUGAAGAGGCCCCUGCACCAGUAGAAGUUGCACCAGUUGUUGAAGAGGCCCCUGCACCAGUAGAGGUUGCACCAGUUGUUGAAGAGGCCCCUGCACCAGUAGAGGUUGCACCAGUUGCUGAGGAGGUCCCUGCACCAGUAGAGGUUGCACCAGUUGCUGAGGAGGCCCCUGCACCAGUAGAGGUUGCACCAGUUGCUGAGGAGGCCCCUGCACCAGUAGAGGUUGCACCAGUUGUUGAAGAGGCCCCUGCACCAGUAGAGGUUGCACCAGUUGCUGAGGAGGUCCCUGCACCAGUAGAGGUUGCACCAGUUGUUGAAGAAGCUCCUGCACCAGUAGAGGUUGCACCAGUUGCUGAGGAGGUCCCUGCACCAGUAGAGGUUGCACCAGUUGCUGAGGAGGCCCCUGCACCAGUAGAGGUUGCACCAGUUGCUGAGGAGGUCCCUGCACCAGUAGAGGUUGCACCAGUUGUUGAGGAGGCCCCUGCACCAGUAGAAGUUGCACCAGUUGCUGAGGAGGCCCCUGCACCAGUAGAGGUUGCACCAGUUGUUGAAGAAGCUCCUGCACCAGUAGAGGUUGCACCAGUUGCUGAGGAGGCCUCUGUACCAAUAGAGGUUGCACCAGUUGUUGAAGAAGCCCAGGCAGUUGCAGCAGAUGUUGCCUCAGCCAAAGAAGCUGUCACAACAACAGUUGUAGAAGUUGCAGCAACUCCCUCUGCAGAAGCUGCUGCUGUCUCCGUUGAGACCCAGGCAGAAGAUUCCAGCAAGGAGUUCAUUGUUGUUGUUCUGGAAGGAACACCCAAAGAAGACAAGAAGCCUAAGGUGCUGGGAGUUGGACCCAUGACUGGUAGAUUCAUCCCUGCUCCAGAUGACGACACCGUCACCACUUCUGAGGGUAAACGACGACUUCUUAGGAUGCAAAUGCAGUAGUUUCAACAAAGUAAACAUCUCCCGAAUGACAACUUUUAUCCUCCAGAAGAAGAUGUGCCUUUCUCUGAUGUUUCUGGGACUUUCCUGCAUCAUUUUACCUGAAAUUUAAAGGGAGCCAUAGGUAGUUCGGUCUGAAGACAUAAAAACACAGUGUUACGGUCAAAACCUGCUUUAUUGAGCCAUUCUCCCUCAGUUUGACACUUCACACUGAGUCCAGUCAGGAACAGAUGGCUUGUCCUUCUCUGGUUUAUCGUUUUGUCAGGUCUGUUUACAGCUGUUGAUGAAUCUGAGCCAUUCGGUCAACCCUUUACUCUUACUGUUACAAUUCACUGCCUCAAAGACCACUCCAGUAUGCUGACUCUGACCAGAGCGCCUGAACGAGGCGUCCAACCACCAGCAGUCUGUUACUCUUUCCAACCUCAGGUUCCUUUUCCUGCUUCUCCUCAAACACUCCCUGUUCUUGAUCUUGUUUUUUAACAAAGAAACACGCUGGCUGAAGAGCCCAUGUAGCUACCUCGCUACCUUAGUUUUCCUCAUGUCUGCAGUCCUGAACUCUGCACACCUCUGGUGCUCUGUGUGGAGCUUCUUGGCCAAAACCCACAGCUGCUAAGCCACCUUUAAUAAGCAGGUUCUAACUUUACUCACCCACUAAUCUCCAUAAUGUAAAGAUAAUAUUGGCACAAGCAAUAAAACAUUGAAAUUCAGACAUUUUACCCAUUUUUUCUUCCUCUUUACUUUUGUAUACACUAAAUGUAGGAAAUGUUAGCGCCUUCUUUUUGAUGUUAUGAUGCAACCCCUUUUUGCACACCUCCUAUUCAGACUAUCAAAGCUGAGAAAUCCUCCUCACCUUCAUCACCUCCACAGACAGCGAUGUGGAGUUAAAAGGAAACCUUGUUGAGGAAUUUUCCCUCCUUCAUGUAUGACAGAAUAAGGAGUAGCUGGCUGUUGUAUCACACUUCCGUCACCUUUUUGUUUUUCUGUUCUUUCUAGUUUUGCUCUGUGUGGAUGGAUCAUUAAAAGGCCACAGCAUGUGCAGAGAGAUAUGUUGCAGUGUGGCAUGAAGUCUGAGUUUGGGAAAUGUUGAGGUAUGUCCGAUGGAAAGUCUUGGUGUAAAAGCUUCGUUGGCUCUGUGGGAUUUCUGUCUUUUCCUAGCUUAGCGGGUGAUCUCUGAAUCUGAGCUGGGAUCACUGAGGGAAGAAGCUAACUUGAGGGUUAGUGUGUAUUUUAAAAAUGGGAAAAUGCUGCUCUGUCUUUAAGGUAGUCUCUGCAUUGCAGCUUGAGUGGACGCCAUUGAUUUAGCUAAGGACUGAUACUGUGACACAUUACUGUUUUGCAAAAUAAAGAUGAGUUAAAAACA
Melanotaenia boesemani (Boeseman's rainbowfish) is the source of this 3596-nucleotide messenger RNA. RefSeq names its product mitochondria localized glutamic acid rich protein a (gene mgarpa). Bases 167 to 2239 code for a protein of 690 amino acids. Gene Ontology annotation, cellular component: mitochondrion. The transcript is spliced from 8 exons. Gene Ontology annotation, biological process: anterograde axonal transport. The record is from RefSeq and is a predicted model, not a curated record. Lineage: Eukaryota; Metazoa; Chordata; Actinopteri; Atheriniformes; Melanotaeniidae.